Messenger RNA from Cladocopium goreaui, 351 nucleotides. NCBI's taxonomy places the organism in Eukaryota, Dinophyceae, Suessiales, Symbiodiniaceae. The record is from the annotation of a GenBank genome assembly.
AUGGAGAGAUUGUUGCAGAUUGAACUGCUGGUGCCACGAGCACAGGCCAAACAUUGGCUGCAAGAUGCGCAAUCAACAGCCAUGUUUGCCGCUUUGCAACCCAGCACCUGGGAACAGUGCUUGGCUUUACUACCAGGUGAAGCUGAGCUUGCUUCGAUCGGUUGUGCAGUCCGUGCAUGUGCAAUUGGCAGGAACUGGCACGGUGCUUUGCAGCUGUUUGCUGCAGAGAUUGACUUCCCCAACAAGAGAGAAAAAGUAAAUUUGUGGAGUGCCACUCAUUUGGCUUGUCAGGCCGCCGACACUCCUCAACCUCUGAUGCCCGAGCUGAAUCAAUUGGCCCUGCCACUCUAG